AUGAGUUGUUCCCCUUGGGUCAUGCUAGUAGUGGUCGUUUGUACCAAGCUCAUUGAAGUUUUCUCCAACAGAAUUAAUAAGGCAACCAAUGCUGCUGCAGGUAUUGCCAAUGAAGUUGCGGGAUGUAUCAAAACUGUUAGAUCUAUGGCCGGUGACAAGAGAGAACGUGCGAGAUUUGCAAAGGCACUUGCUGGAGCUCCACUUUCAAUGUUUGGAAAAGCUUUUGCUAUGGGUAUUUCAAUUGGUAAUUCGUACUUGUUCAUUAACUGUUUCUUUGGUUUGACCUUUUGGUUUGGUGCCAAUUUGAUCAUUGAAGGUGAUGCAACUAUGGGUGAGGUCGUUCAAGUGUUCGGUAUUAUGUUACUUGCUAUUUUAGGUUUGCAACAAGGAGCCGAUGUGAUGCCAUACUUUGCCAAAUCCAGUGCUAGUCAACAGGCCUUAUUAAAUGUUCUUCAAAGAGUUCCAGCAAUUGUUGAGAAGGAAGGAGGAAUUAAACUCGACAAUGUUCAAGGAGAAAUUACAGUUGAAGGAAUAGAAUUUGCAUAUCCUUCAAGACCUCACAUUACUGUCCUUAGAGACUUUAACUUGAAGAUUAAGGCAGGAAAAUCACUUGCUUUGGUUGGUGGAUCUGGUUCGGGACGUAUCUUAUUGGACGGAGUUGACAUUGCCGAGAUGGAUACCGAAUGGCUUCACAAAGUGAUUGGUAUUGUCACACAAGAACCUGUAUUGUUCCAAGGUACUAUCAAGGAAAAUAUUGCAUACUCUAUUGGAGGUCUUCCAAAGAAGGAAUCAUCGGAGCUUCAAGCAAGAAUUGAGAAAGCAGCAAAGGCUGCCAAUGCUCAUAACUUUAUUAAGGAAUUACCGAACGGCUAUAACACAAGGCUUGGUGAAAAGGGUGUAUCAUUAUCUGGUGGUCAGAAACAAAGAAUUGCCAUCGCAAGAGCCAUUCUCCAAAACCCACAAAUUCUUCUCCUCGACGAAGCUACAAGUGCUCUUGACGCUGAAAGUGAAUCUCUCGUUCAAGAAGCCCUUGACCGUUUAAUGAAAGGACGAACCACCAUUUGUGUGGCUCACCGUCUCGCAACUAUUAAGAAUUCUGAUGAAAUCAUAGUGAUGGAUCAUGGUAAAAUCAUUGAACGUGGAACACAUGACUCAUUGGUUCGCAUUCCAAAUGGAGCAUAUAGAGGUUUGGCUGAGAAGCAGUCCAUGGUGUAA
This is a messenger RNA of Naegleria fowleri, 1215 nucleotides long. RefSeq lists its product as uncharacterized. The transcript has 7 exons. The record is from RefSeq and is a predicted model, not a curated record. Gene Ontology annotation, cellular component: membrane. NCBI's taxonomy places the organism in Eukaryota, Heterolobosea, Eutetramitea, Acrasida, Naegleriidae. Gene Ontology annotation, molecular function: ABC-type transporter activity; ATP binding; ATP hydrolysis activity. Gene Ontology annotation, biological process: transmembrane transport. Bases 1 to 1215 code for a protein of 404 amino acids.